Plasmopara halstedii is the source of this 447-nucleotide messenger RNA. RefSeq lists its product as uncharacterized. Bases 1 to 447 code for a protein of 148 amino acids. NCBI's taxonomy places the organism in Eukaryota, Oomycota, Peronosporomycetes, Peronosporales, Peronosporaceae. The transcript has a single exon. The record is from RefSeq and is a predicted model, not a curated record.
AUGCUGUCGUCCCUUCCUCUUCUCCCGUUGCCUCCUCCGUCUACGUUUCCAGCUCUUUCGGCUGCUGUGCCUGCUGAUGCGGUUGACCCCGACGACGAGCUCAUAGACGCGACCCCGAACGCUGCCAACUCAGCUCCUAACGCUGCUGCUGCUGCUUUGGACGACGAGUCGAUGGAUCUCACACAGCCUCUCGUCAAUUCUGCCCCGCCUCCAAGCGUCGACACGCGUCCAACUAUGGCGGACCUGUUGCGGCAGCAAGAAACGAUUCGACGCGAUAACGCGAAAGUAGAAGCCGCGCGUCGUCGUGUGGAGACUCCAAAGCCCCUCGCUUGCGACAUUGAAGCGAUUGAGCUCAGUACGCCGCUGGUGGUGACUGGUCGUUCAUCUCGACCCGCAUGGAGCAGGCGCUACCGUAUGAGCUCCCGCGCGCCAAAUACGGCAUGGUAA